This is a messenger RNA of Benincasa hispida (wax gourd), 2943 nucleotides long. Its product is annotated as putative LRR receptor-like serine/threonine-protein kinase At1g63430. Lineage: Eukaryota; Viridiplantae; Streptophyta; Magnoliopsida; Cucurbitales; Cucurbitaceae. The record is from RefSeq and is a predicted model, not a curated record. Gene Ontology annotation, biological process: protein phosphorylation. Gene Ontology annotation, molecular function: ATP binding; protein binding; protein kinase activity.
AGAAUAGUUAAAAGAAGAAGAUGAUGUCUGUGGAGUCGUCUAUGCCAUCCAAUUACAAUAACAAACCAACCACUGUCUCUGCAAGAAGAAGAAGAAGAAGAAGAAGAAGAAGAAGAAGAAGAAUCAGUGUGAUGGUUUGAUUUUAAAGAAAAAGCAAAUGGGAACCGCCAAAUCAAAGUGAGGAGCUGCAGAAACCUCCAGAUUUGGCACCGAAAAGUUCAUUCCCACUUCAAAUCCAUCGCUUUCAGCAAACCCUUUUCAUUUUUUUUUUCUUCAACAACCCUUCUCUCUGUUUUACUAUUCCCCAAAACCUCUCUUCUAAUCCAAGUUUCACUUCUCUCUGCUGCUUAACUUAAGGCUUCUUCAUAUUCAAAACUUCCCUUCUUUUAUUUUUUUUCUUUGGUUUGCUAGUUUUUGCGAGUAAUGAAGUCUUCCCUGUUCUGGGUUUCAUCUCAUUUACUUUUAAUGUACUGAUUCAGUCUCUGUAUUGAACUUGAACCCACUUCUCGAAUUAGUAGAUUACAGUUUUAGUAGGAUGCAGAGUUAUUUUCUCGAUUUCCUUUGGCUGUUUCUCUCUUCUUCUUCAUUUUGUUUGGGGGCUCUUUCGUUUCUCUGGGCAAUGCGGGUUCAUUGAGCUUUCUGAGUUUUGUUCUUCCUUGGGAAAAUUGAGAGAGAAUGGGAUAUUUUUCUUCUGUCCAGAUUUUCUGUCUGAUCUCUGCAGUUCUGAUUGUGACCAGUGAUUCCUUUGCGUUGAAUGAAGCAUCGGCUCUUAACACCUUCAAAGAACAAAUAUCUGAAGACCCAAAGCGAAUUUUUUCAAAUUGGGAUUUACAAGUUGAAAAAAAUCCCUGUAACUGGUCUGGAAUUUCCUGUUCUCCAGAUGGAGGCCAUAUUAUAAAGCUUGACAUUUCUAGGGCGUCAUUGAAAGGAUUUCUAGCACCAAGCUUGGGUCAACUCAGGUUCCUGCAAGAACUGUAUCUUCAUGACAACAAUCUGCUUGGAACAAUACCUAAGGAGCUGGGAUUAUUAAAGAAACUUAAGGUCCUUGAUUUGGGGACGAAUCGACUCUCUGGUCCGAUCCCUUCAGAGAUUGGGGGUUUAACAGAUAUUUUGAAAAUCAACUUUGAAUCAAACGGAUUGACCGGGAGGCUACCGCCUGAGCUGGGAAAUUUGAGAUACCUCAGAGAACUUAGGUUAGAUAGGAAUAAACUUCAAGGAUCUAUUCCAGAUGGUGACAGUUCAAAGUAUACGUCCAAUAUUAGAAGGUAUGCUCCAAAUGCACCUGGAUUCUGUCACUUAACUGAGCUCAAGGUUGCAGAUUUUUCAUACAAUUUCUUUGUUGGGAAAAUACCCAAAUGCUUGGAGGACUAUCUUCCAAAGUCAAGUUUUCAAGGGAACUGUCUUCAAUACAAUUAUCCUAAACAGCGUACUGCAGCUCAAUGUGGUGGUGGUGCUCCUCCUGCUCAAUCACAUCCAGGAGGCAGCUCAAAGCAUGUACCUGUUCAACAUGCUUCCGAACACCAAAGAACUUCAAAACCUGCCUGGCUUCUAACCCUUGAAAUCAUCACUGGAAUCACGACGGGUUCUUUAUUUAUAAUUGCUGUGAUCACUUCUCUUCGUAGAUGCAAUGGCAAAUCCUCGAUCAUCAUCCCGUGGAAGAAGUCCUCAAGUGGGAAGGACCAUGUUAGCCUUUACAUUGACACUGAGAUGUUGAAAGAUGUGCCAAGCAUCAGCAGGCAAGUGCUUGAAGUAGCCUGUGAAGAUUUUAGUAAUAUUAUUGGCUCCUCACCGGAUAGUCUAGUUUACAAGGGGACCAUGAAAGGUGGGCCUGAGAUUGCUGUUAUCUCAAUAUGCAUUAAAGAAGAAAACUGGACAGACUAUCUCGAGCUUUAUUUUCAGCGAGAGGUGGCAGAUCUAGCAAGACUAAAUCAUGAGAAUGUAGGAAAGUUGCUAGGCUAUUGUAAAGAAAGCAGUCCAUUUACAAGGAUGCUGGUUUUUGAAUAUGCAUCAAAUGGCACAUUAUAUGAGCACCUUCAUUAUGGAGAAGGUUGUUUAUCCUGGACACGAAGAAUGAAUAUUAUUUUGGGCAUGGCCCGUGGACUUAAGUAUCUUCAUGGUGAACUUCAACCACCGUUCACUAUAUCAGAGUUGAAUUCUGGUGCUGUAUAUCUUACAGAUGAUUUCUCACCCAAGCUGGUUGACUUUGAAAGCUGGAAGACCAUUCUUUCAAGGUCAGAAAAGAACUCAGGCUCCAUUGGAAACCAAGUCACUCAAUGUCUUCUUCCAAAUUCACUCGAACCACGUCAUCUUGAUAUAGAAAGUAAUAUUUACGCAUUUGGUGUUCUUUUACUGGAAGUAGUCAGUGGGAGACCUCCAUACUGUAAGGACAAAGAAUGCUUGGUAGACUGGGCCAAGGAAUACCUUGAAUCGCCUGAUGGAAUGUCUUGCUUGGUAGACCCAGAAGUGAAGCAUUUUGCAGAUGAAGAUCUGAGGACGAUAUGCGAGGUAGUAAAUCUUUGCAUUUAUCCACAGCCCACGAAGCUGAUUUGUAUGCAGGACUUAUGCAGCAUGUUAGAGACCAGAAUUGAUACCUCAGUCUCUGUUGAGUUGAAGGCAUCUUCUCUUGCUUGGGCUGAACUUGCACUUUCUUCAUAGAUGAGGUUCGAGCUAACACAUAGAUAAUCAGAUAUAUAAAUAUAGAUAUAUAGCUCUAUAUAUACAAAAAUGUAAUACUACUUUUUCUGGUUUGAGUUUCUUUCUUUGUUCUUGUAUAUGCUAUGAGCGCCAGAGCAGAUGAAGUUCGUGCUCAAUGCAUCAGAUGAUAGAGGAAGGAUGCCCCUAAUGUUGAAAUAGUUAAGUGAAAGCAUUAAGGAGGUUUCCCCUCUUUGUUGCCUGCCAUAAUUAGUACAAAUGAACAUGUUCAUCUCCGUCUAAAAAACUCAA